ACACAAUUGUGUUCCAUACGAUAAUCAUCAGGAAGUAACUACAUACAGCAAAACCGAGACGAUUACAUGUAACCUUUAGACACUUAAUAACAAUCUGUACGAAUAUUAUUGACAUAUAUCCUGCAGCCACUAAAUGACCAUGUCUACUGUGAAAUAACAUGUAUCCGUCAGGGGUUAAUUGCAUAGUUUGACAAUUAACCACAGACUAGUAUUACUCCACAACCAGACUACUACGUAACCGGCCUACAGCUAUGGACCGUUUGUAUGGACCACUAGACUAUAUAAGAUCUCUCAUUUUGGACUUCAAGACACAAUUCGAUCACACCAGAAUUCGUCAGAUCUCGGCCAGUGUCUCAGUGAAAAACAUUUAUUUGAACUUUUAAUCGCUCUUUGAAUACUUGUAAAUUAAGCAAUAAAUUCUAAUUGACAAGUAUUAGUUAACUUAAUUGACUUCGCAACAUAAGUCAAAUUGGUGCCGUUCAGACCAAGGAUCAACCAGGACUUCUAACCACUAUACGAUAGAAAGGAACCACGGAGAACCAGUGAUGAAGUGGUGGUGGUUCUCACUUGUUCUUUUUGGCUUAACCAGCCAAUUCAUUGUCAAGGAAAAUGUCAUGUUUCAAAAAAUUAAGGAAAUAUCAACCACAAGGUCAAAUUGGCUCAUUACUUUUGUCGUAGACUUGGAUCCUUUUGAAUUAUUUCUUAAUAAAAUAGAACAAGACUUGGGCAAGGCUUUUCUCGCUACACAAAAAGUUCACACAAUUUCUAUGUUUUACACCCCAGAAAAAAAACACAUUUUGGCUACUAUCUUAAGUCUACAAAGGGAGGUUGAAGGAUUAAAUCGGACUAAAGAUUAUUUACAAUCACAAUUCAAUGAUUACCAAUCUUUAUAUUACGACGAAACGGCAAAGUUUAAAACUAAACGUAGCUUAUUUCCUAUUAUAGGCAAAGCAUUAAGUUUUUUAUUUGGUACUGUAUCAGACAGCGACCUGUCAAAAAUUCGAAGAAAUAUCAAAACUUUGGCACAAAAUCAAGAUGCAAUUCGUCAUAUUGUUCAAGAUGGGUUAACUAUCUUAAACACUACACAAACACAUGUUUCUGAAAAUAGACACAAGGUUAAUGAGUUGAUUGAAAGUGUUCAAGAUCUUGGAAAUAGACUUCAAACUUUUGCUACGGAUUUAGAAAAACAAAUUGAAGUUAUGGGAAGUUAUUUACAAGCUUAUUUGCAUAUGGACAUGAUAAUAGGUGAAAUAAAGGACCUUAUGAAUAUAGCCGGGGAUUAUUUAAACCAUUUGCAAUUACAACUAAACAUGUUGUCCUUAGGACACAUGUCACCCAGUCUUAUAUCACCCGGUAAUUUACGAGUAUUAUUGACUGACAUAAAACGACGACUACCGGCGACAUUAAAGAUACCUGGUGACGAAGUUAAAGAUAUUUGGAAUUUUUAUAAAUUUUUGACCUGUAGUACAGUUUUGGACGAAAACAAAAUAAUCAUUAUCAUUACGUUACCAUUACUAGAUAUAAGAGACACUUAUGAAAUUUAUAAGAUUCACAACUUGCCUGUUCCUACUACGAUAACUGAUAAACAAUCUGACUCGAGCAGUAUGGUUGCUCAGUAUGAAUUAGAAGCAGAAGUUAUUGCUGCAAACCAAGAAAAAACUAAAUAUAUGCUGCUAAAUACCAAUGAAAUUGACAAGUGUUCCAAUCCUUUAGUUAAUUUUUGUGAAAUUAAAAGUCCAGUUUAUCCAGUUAAUUUAAGUAAAUUAUGUAUCAUAGCCUUAUUUGCCAAUAAAGAAAAUUGGAAAACAAGAUGUACAGUGAAAGUACGACCAAACACAAUUUUGCCUAUGGCAACUUAUUUGACCGAUAGUAUGUGGGCAGUUACAACCAUUAAUGAAUUUAGAAUCACUAUUAGAUGUGAUGACAAUACAAACAUGUUGACGGAUCAGAUAAUUAAUCCUCCUACCACUAUAAUUAAUUUAAAGCGAACUUGUACCGCUACGAGUGAUCAUUUGACCUUAUUACCUACUUAUCAAAUGGAAAGUACAUUUUUAACAGAAAAAACGUUCGAAAGAUUCUUAAAUACCUUUCAAGUACUGAAUACAAGUUUAUGGGAACCCUUUCAUGCUGCUUUGCCAAAUUUUACAAAGCUUGAACUACCAAGAGAACUAAAGGCGAUUAAACAAAUUCCUAUGAACGCUUUGAUUGAAAAACUUAGAAAUUUAAGGGGAAUUGAAAACGAUUUUGAAUUUCCAAAUUGGGGAGUAGGUUUAUCCCUGGGUUUGGGUGCGAUAUUCAUUGGAAUAGCUAUAUUUUUGUACUGCAAGUUUUUUAGAAACAAAUCUUGGUUAGCCAAAAAGAAAGGUGUGAGUUCGGGUUCUAAUGCCACGAACGAUGGGUACCAAAUGGUGACAACGCAAAUGGUUGGGACAGAAGUACCUGAUUCCAGAGAGAAGAUUCCCUCUGCACCAUUACUCAAAGACGAUGCAAGACCAAAGACCGAUGCUACCAGUCUCUUGAGAAAGAUGUACCCAGAGCUAGAUACGUCGACUACUUCGUAAAAGGACUGGAUUGUAAACCAUACAACGUAGACGACCGAAUCCACUAGCAGAAGACGAACCGUGUAAAUAAUUUUAAAGUGACCCUAUGAACUGUGUAAAUAGAAUUGUAUAAACAUUUGCGUUCCUACCCAGUAUUGAGGAACAACUUACUAUGAUGGUGAUGGAAAUAAAACAUGAACUAUGUAUACCGAAAUAUUGAACUUAUGAUUCGAAUGAACUAUGU
Messenger RNA from Mytilus californianus (California mussel), 2784 nucleotides. RefSeq lists its product as uncharacterized. Lineage: Eukaryota; Metazoa; Mollusca; Bivalvia; Mytilida; Mytilidae. The transcript is spliced from 2 exons. Bases 546 to 2561 code for a protein of 671 amino acids. The record is from RefSeq and is a predicted model, not a curated record. Gene Ontology annotation, molecular function: nucleic acid binding; zinc ion binding.